This is a messenger RNA of Umbelopsis ramanniana AG, 1116 nucleotides long. RefSeq lists its product as uncharacterized. Bases 206 to 1075 code for a protein of 289 amino acids. Lineage: Eukaryota; Fungi; Mucoromycota; Umbelopsidomycetes; Umbelopsidales; Umbelopsidaceae. The transcript is spliced from 6 exons. Gene Ontology annotation, molecular function: lipase activity. Gene Ontology annotation, cellular component: membrane. The record is from RefSeq and is a predicted model, not a curated record.
GGGGGGGGGGGAUACUCGGUGGAACAUUUCUUUAAAGACAUUUAAACGAUGGAAUAUUUAAACCAUCUUCAUAUCUAUUGUUAAAACUCACAAAAUGCUUUCAAUUUCACAUGGAUGGCUACUUUGAGUUGACUCAGCAACCACAAUUGGAUUUUUCGGUUAGGGCUUGGUGGCACUUCUUCGCAAAAUUCCCACUGAAAACGAAAUGGACAAAGUCGAAACUAUCGAGAGCUGGUAUACUACUAGUGAUAACAACCAGCUGUUUACCCGUACCUGGAAGGCUGUUGGCAAUGUCAAAGCUAAAUUAGUAGUUGUACAUGGAUUCGGAGAACACUGUGGACGAUAUGAUGAACUGUUGAAGAAUUUCGCCGCUCAGGGUAUCGAGAGUUAUUCAUGGGAUCAACGAGGUUUCGGUGAGACAGCCAAGAAAGCAAAUACGCAAGGCAACGCUCAGGGUUGGGAUACCGUCCUUGGCGAUGUGGAUGAUGCUAUUUUGCGAAACAAAGAAGAUGGUAUUCCAUUGUUUCUUAUGGGUCACAGUAUGGGCGGCGGGAUUAUACUUUCUUACCUGACACAAGGCGAUCGAUAUGAAGGCGCUGCCAAGCUGACAGCUGCUAUUGCUUCCGCACCAUUGAUCCAGCUGACCAACCCUCCACCGGCACCUGUUUUCUUUGCAUUGCGCUAUAUUGCUGCGGCUGUCGUUCCUAACUUCAAGUAUUCCGUUGGCAUCGAUCCAUCUGGUAUUUCUCGAGAUCCAGCGCAAGUAGAAAAGUACAAGAACGAUCCUCUGGUCAACGACGCAGCCACGUUUGCUACCCUCAAGGAUAUGCUGGUCAACGGAGAGUUACUGCUGAAGACGUCUGCCAAGAUCACUACUCCGAUUUUAGUCGCACACGGCACCGCAGACCCCAUUAACAAGUUCGCAGCCUCCAAGGUCAUGUUCGAGCACAUCAGCUCGUCAGACAAGAAUUUGCUUGGCUUUGAUGAUUGCUAUCACGAGUUACACCACGAAGUUAAAGAUGUCAAGGAGAAGGUUACUAAGGAUUAUAUUGAUUGGAUUGAAGCACAUCUUUAAGCCCAAGCAUACUGAAAUAAAGAUAUAUUUGUUCGAUAAUG